Ctenocephalides felis (cat flea) is the source of this 438-nucleotide messenger RNA. RefSeq lists its product as uncharacterized. The coding region runs from base 1 to 438 and encodes 145 amino acids. The record is from RefSeq and is a predicted model, not a curated record. The transcript is spliced from 4 exons. NCBI's taxonomy places the organism in Eukaryota, Metazoa, Arthropoda, Insecta, Siphonaptera, Pulicidae.
AUGUGUAUGAAUGGCUAUGAAAUUGGCCAUGAUAUAACUGAUACAAAAUUAUGGAAAGAAGAUUUAAGCGAAUCCAUGGAUUUAAUAGAACCCAGUACAGAGGGAUUGCAAAAAGUGCAUCUGAAAUGUGGCCCCAACACAAUGCACGUUAAAUUAGAGACUGAAGAAAAUUUCACAGGUGUAAUGUACACACGUGGAAGUUUCCAUACACAAAGGGGUCCCUGUUUUGGUCGAGGCAAAGGCUCGAGGGCCUUGUCCAUGACUUUUCCUUUAGACGAUUGUCAAACUAACAGGGAUGGCGAAGUUUAUUCGAACGUCGUGGUCGUCCAGCACGAUCCGGACCUGGUGACACCAGGAGACGCGGCUUUCACCGUCGAAUGCGAUUUUAGGAAACCCAGAGAUUUUAAAGUCAAAGCCGAUAUGAACACUGAAGAGUAA